Molecule: messenger RNA, 3406 nt
Organism: Cheilinus undulatus (humphead wrasse)
Lineage: Eukaryota; Metazoa; Chordata; Actinopteri; Labriformes; Labridae
Product: dapper homolog 3-like
Exons: 3
Coding region: 496-2442 (648 amino acids)
Biological process (GO): negative regulation of canonical Wnt signaling pathway
Cellular component (GO): cytoplasm
Source: RefSeq, a predicted model, not a curated record
GCAGGCUCCUCUGUCUGCAGGCUCCUCUGUCUGCAGGCUCCUCUGUCUGCAGGCUCCCCCUCCUCUCGGUUCAUGAGGACCUGGGUGUUGUUCCCACUCUGAACCACUAGGUGGCGGGCUAAGCUGCAGUAUAGAGCAGUACCAGCUGUUGAAGAGUGUGAACCAUGGGUUCAUGUCUGGUUCUAAUGUUUCUGCAUGUCUCGUGUCUAAGUUCAGUCCACGCAGCCGCUCCGUGGAUAAUCACGGCCAGACUCCAGUUAGAGUCCAGUGUUUCCAUGAGCAGAGAGCAGAGGCAGAGGCAGAGGCUGACCGGGGUGUCAGUCUGCGUGUCUCAGACCCUCCCUCCCCACAGAGGAGGGGAUGGGUCCGACAGUUGUGAGCUCAGCAGCUGCAGCCUUCAGCCGCUGCCUUCUCAGUCUGCUUCGGUGACUUCACCAACUCCUCUGGUCUGAACACGGACUCUCAGAGACCCAGAGACUCACAGAGACUGGAGCCAUGUUCGCGUCUUUCUCUCUGCCCAUGAAGACGGAGCGCAGCCGGAACAAGGAGCGGCUGGAGGCCAACCUGGCCGGUCUCUGUGAGCUGGAGCUGCUCAAACAGAGGCAGGAGGCCCGGGUACUGAGCGCCCUCUGCCUCGGGGACUCUCCGCGGCCGCCUUGGGGAGCUUUACGGUCGGCCCGGUGCGCUCUGGACCUCACGUCGGAUGAGCAACACAACACUCUUCAGUCGACACCAUGGGGCAUCAGUGCAACCUUGGAGCAGCAAGUAGCAGAGCUCAACGUGAACACCCAAGCCAACUCUGCCGACUCUCCAGCUGAUCUAGAGGACCACCCAGCCAGCCCAGGAGGACUCCUUGUAAAGAAGCCUGAUAGAUCUCCUGAGUCACAUGACCACCCUGAGGGGACUGGAAAGAUGGAGACAGGAGAUACCUGGCAGUCAGACCCAACAAGAGACACCACUGCUUUUGUGGAGAUGAGAGUUGUUGACCCAAGUCAGGACGAUUUUCAACAAGUCCAAAAGGUAGAGAGCUACAUUUUUGGAUUGAUCCAGCGGCGAGCUCUUCAAACACGGCCGUCAAAGCCUCGCACCAGCUUAGUGCACGAUGGCCGAGCUGUCGCUGUGGUGAGACAGCACAGUUUCUGCUGCAAAGAAGAGCAGCAUAUGUCAAAACAGGUUUCUGUUCUUGAUAUCUGUCCUUCAUCCCAGCGUUCAGAGGAAACCUCUGCACAGUCUUACCAGUACACUGAGCAGGAGCCAAACAUAGGGGCGGGAUUUUCUGAAAGUCCCCCCCCACCGUACCAUCAGCCCCUCCAGCAAGGGCUCUACCACAGGCUUAGACAGGCCUCCAUGAUGAAUUCUUCCUGCUCAACCCUGCUGGACUAUCCAUCUUUCAAAGUGCUGCAAGCACAGCCAGACUCCAGCAACAGCGAGCCUGAGUCGCCCCAACAGUACCACUGUAGCCCCUCCCCUCCAGGUCUGGCUGUCCCUCUCCAACAGCCUUUACCCCAUGAACAGCUGGUCAGCGCUGAGUAUAUUCCAGCCCAGCCUUGUCGGGCAUCCACCAGAGCCAACGCUCAUCACCACUCCAACCCCAACAAGGGCUCUGGGGUACAGAAACCCAACCAGAGCACCUGCUCCCCAGAAAGAGGCCAUUAUCAUCAAGAACAUCAUCCAGUAGAACCUCAGAUCCAAUCCUCAAGAUCUCGAGGGGGUCCAAAGAAAUGUCGCUCAAAUGAAGAUAGGAGUGGUGCGAGUAGAAAGCCAGGGAAGAAGGCAUGUAGGUCUCAGUCUGAGAACAGCCUACAAAGGGUUCCCGAGCGGAAGUACAAUACAGUAGAGAGGGACUGUGGAGGAAGUGGAAGUGGUGGACGGGGAGGUCGCAGUAGUCAGUCCAGGAGCAAGAAGCAUCAGCAUGGAGGAGGGAACUACAGGCGCUGGCAGUCCAACCAGGAGCUGAGCCAGGAUGAGGCUGACCAGCCCCCCAUACAGGUUCCUAUGCAAGGAUCCUUGGCGUCAAACCAAAGAGAUUAUUGUGGCCGACGCACACGGAAAUCACGCUCUACUCACGCACCAUCGUCCUACCAAUAUCAGCAACACUCACGCCAUCAGCAGAAUUUGGAGUACCAGUUUGAGAGGGACCCAAUGCUCCUGUGUCAGCAGCCUAAUAAAGACUACCCUCACCAAGGUCAGGGUGAGACUGAGUCCAGUAUGAGCGAGGCUGAUUCUCCAGAUUCCAGCUCUUUGUCCAGUGACUCAGAUGAAAGUGGGGGUCUGGUUUGGCCCCAGCAGCUACCACCACACCUGUCCCUCCCAUUACCUUUGGUCUUACCUGGAGCCUCUCCUCAGCCAAAGGCUUUUGUCAAGAUCAAGGCUUCCCACGCCCUGAAAAAGAAGAUCUUACGCUUCCGCACUGGUUCACUGAAAGUAAUGACCACGGUUUAAAGUGCCUUAAACUGAAGGAACAUGAGGCCCAGUGAUCUGAACAGUGGGCUAAAACUGAAGAUCACAGUCACUGUGAGCAUGAAGGUACUCUGGUUCUUUAAGAUCAGAUUCAACUAUAGUCAAGAAGGACAUAGCCGUCAUUUUAGCAGCUUUUUGUCGAGUAUUUCUUUCUGAUCUUAUGAGACGUUUUGUUCACGUGCCCCUUAUUAAACACGUGUCCCUAUGUAUUCUGGUCCAGAUAGAUAUAGAUAGCCAUUCCCAUUAUCCAGACCAGUAUCUGCUGUCCAGGCUCACUGUGGUUUCAACCAUAAGGGAGAGAUCCUGAUGCAGGAACCACAAGGUACAUAUCAGCACGGCGUCCUCACCGGGGAUAAAGACUUCGGCUAGAUCAGCUGAAACUUCAAGCCACUGGUGCAGCCGUUGGAGGCUUAAGCCCAAAUCUUACUGCUUAUUUUUAAAGCUGUUACUUUGUUUAUUGUUCCUUUAGGACAGCUGAGCCAACAAACCAAUGGAAAUUUUACAAAUGGGGGAUUUUUACCACCAGAUACCUGAGUAUGACCAGUGGCAGGUUGUUUUGUGAGCAUGAAUGAGUGAGAAAGGGUGUGUGUGUGUUGAGUUUCAUUCAUCAUCUCAGUAAAUAAGAUGCUACAUGUCUAAUUAGCCUAUGUGUUGUAAUGAACAUUCAGUUUUGAAGUGAAGACGUCAGACUGAAACGUGGCUGCAGGUGUGGGCUCAGACAGUAAAGGUGAGUCAGACGGUCAUAGACCCAGAGGAGCAGAUGUCUGCUGCUGAGGGAUGUGAUCAGGAGACAGAGAGAUGAUCAUACAUGAAUGGACCUCGCUGCCAUCGCGUAGCCAAACAGAAAAAUCAAACCGUGUUUGUCCUUUCUAGAAGCCGGUAUGCUCACUGAAGUAUGAAACCUUUAAAAUAAUCAUGUCUACAGUUUCAGAAAUAAAUCUGUGCC